GGCGGGGCGGGGCAGACGCAGGCGGCCAAGGCCCGUUUCCGGCGGCGCCGCGCGUUUGCUAACCUCGGGUGGUCCUCAGGGAGGGUCUCUCGGCCAGAACACGUGGAUGCCCACCCACCACUGAGCCUCAUGGUAGGAAGCUUGACUGCCUCCUCCUCCUCGCUUGUCCUGUGAAGGCCCACCUCCUGCUCUGCCCACUGGGCCUGGGCUCAGACCCUACCUUGGCCCUUGCUGGGCUUAGGAAGGCCCCCUUCCCCCGUCCCCAAGGUAGUGAACAAAGCCCUGCCCAAACCAGGGCCUAAUUGAGGCUCUUGAGGGGGGAGGGUUGUAUGACCACCGUGGACUGGGUUCCUGCUCCCCGAGACUACCCCUCCCCAGAAUAUUAGAGGCAGAGGAGUCCUGGUGAGGUCUCACCUAACCCCAUGGUGCGCCUGCCUGAGGCACGUCAUGAGGCAGUGCCAGAAGGGGGCUGGCACCCAGGGAUUCCUGGGGUGCUGGUGUGUGUCCUUUCAGGAGGUGGUAACAUUUGGCGAUGUGGCUGUGCACUUCUCUCGGGAGGAGUGGCAGUGUCUGGACCCUGGCCAGAGGGCCCUCUACAGGGAAGUGAUGCUGGAGAACCACAGCAGUGUGGCUGGACUAGCAGGAUUCCUAGUUUUCAAGCCUGAGCUGAUCUCCCGGCUGGAGCAGGGAGAGGAGCCAUGGGUCCUUGACCUGCAGGGAGCAGAGGGGACAGAGGCACCAAGGACCUCCAAGACAGAUUCUACAAUUAGGACUGAAAAUGAGCAGUCCUGUGAGGACAUGGACAUCCUAAAAUCGGAAUCCUGUGGGACAGUCAUCAGAAUCUCCCCACGGGACUUUCCUCAGAAUCCUGGCUUUGGAGACGUUUCUGAUUCUGAGGUCUGGUUAGACAGUCAUUUGGGCAGUCCUGGGCUGAGAGUGACAGGCUCUACCUUCCAGAAUAACUGUUUGAAUGAGGAGCCUGUGGUUCCCAAGACCUUCAUCAAGGACGCUGCCCAGGGAUGUAAGGAUCUGGGAAGCAGCAUCCUGGAUUGUCAGCCUCUUGAAAGUCAGAGAGAGAGUGCAGAAGGGACAUCCCAGAGAUGCGAGGGGUGUGGCAAAGGCUUCAGAGCCACUUCAGACAUUGCUCUGCAUUGGGAAAUUAAUACACAGAAAAUUAGCAGAUGUCAAGAAUGCCAAAAAAAGUUAUCUGACUGCUUGCAGGGGAAACAUCCAAAUAACUGUCAUGGAGAGAAGCCGUACGAAUGUGCAGAGUGUGGGAAAGUCUUCAGGCUCUGCUCGCAGCUUAAUCAGCAUCAGAGAAUCCACACGGGAGAGAAACCCUUUAAAUGCACUGAGUGUGGAAAAGCCUUCCGCCUGAGCUCAAAACUUAUUCAGCAUCAAAGAAUUCACACUGGGGAGAAGCCCUACAGAUGUGAGGAAUGUGGAAAAGCCUUUGGUCAGAGCUCAAGCCUCAUCCACCAUCAGAGAAUCCACACAGGAGAGAGGCCCUAUGGUUGUCGUGAAUGUGGGAAAGCCUUCAGUCAGCAGUCGCAGCUGGUUAGACACCAGAGAACUCACACUGGGGAGAGGCCCUACCCUUGCAAGGAGUGUGGGAAGGCCUUCAGCCAGAGCUCCACCCUAGCCCAGCAUCAAAGGAUGCACACUGGGGAGAAGGCUCAAAUUCUAAGAGCCUCAGACAGUCCAAGCCUUGUUGCACAUCAGAGAAUUCACGCUGUAGAGAAACCAUUUAAGUGUGAUGAGUGUGGGAAAGCUUUUAGGUGGAUCUCUCGCCUGAGUCAGCAUCAGCUGAUUCACACUGGAGAGAAGCCUUAUAAAUGCAACAAGUGUACGAAAGCCUUUGGUUGUAGUUCACGACUUAUUCGCCAUCAGAGAACUCACACUGGAGAAAAACCAUUUAAAUGUGAUGAGUGUGGCAAAGGCUUUGUUCAGGGCUCACACCUUAUUCAGCAUCAGCGAAUCCACACUGGAGAGAAACCCUAUGUGUGCAAUGACUGUGGAAAAGCCUUCAGUCAGAGUUCCAGCCUUAUUUACCAUCAGAGAAUCCAUAAAGGAGAGAAGCCCUAUGAGUGCCUCCAGUGCGGAAAAGCCUUCAGCAUGAGCACACAGCUUACAAUACAUCAAAGGGUUCACACUGGAGAGAGGCCCUAUAAAUGUAACGAGUGUGGGAAAGCCUUCAGUCAAAACUCAACCCUUUUCCAGCACCAGAUAAUUCAUGCAGGAGUGAAGCCCUAUGAGUGCAGUGAAUGUGGAAAAGCCUUCAGCCGGAGCUCGUAUCUUAUUGAACACCAGAGAAUACACACUAGGGCCCAGUGGUUUUAUGAAUACGGGAAUGCCCUGGAAGGGUCCACCUUUGUGAGCCGUAAAAAGGUUAAUACUAUAAAGAAACUGCAUCAGUGUGAAGACUGUGAGAAAAUAUUUAGGUGGCGUUCACACCUAAUUAUACACCAGAGAAUUCACACUGGGGAGAAGCCUUAUAAAUGCAAUGACUGUGGCAAAGCUUUUAAUCGGAGCUCACGGCUUACCCAGCAUCAAAAAAUUCACACGGGAUAAACCACAUAUGUAUAAACGUGUAUAUAUGUGAAUAAACCUACAGCCUUAACUUA
Messenger RNA from Piliocolobus tephrosceles (Ugandan red Colobus), 2624 nucleotides. It is a transcript of the gene ZNF7, whose product is annotated as zinc finger protein 7. Gene Ontology annotation, cellular component: nucleus. Lineage: Eukaryota; Metazoa; Chordata; Mammalia; Primates; Cercopithecidae. Bases 448 to 2571 code for a protein of 707 amino acids. Gene Ontology annotation, biological process: regulation of transcription by RNA polymerase II. Gene Ontology annotation, molecular function: DNA-binding transcription factor activity, RNA polymerase II-specific; RNA polymerase II cis-regulatory region sequence-specific DNA binding. The transcript has 4 exons. The record is from RefSeq and is a predicted model, not a curated record.